Messenger RNA from Fusarium keratoplasticum, 666 nucleotides. RefSeq lists its product as uncharacterized. The record is from RefSeq and is a predicted model, not a curated record. NCBI's taxonomy places the organism in Eukaryota, Fungi, Ascomycota, Sordariomycetes, Hypocreales, Nectriaceae. Gene Ontology annotation, molecular function: structural constituent of ribosome. Gene Ontology annotation, biological process: ribosomal large subunit assembly; translation. The transcript has 3 exons. Bases 1 to 666 code for a protein of 221 amino acids. Gene Ontology annotation, cellular component: cytosolic large ribosomal subunit; ribosome.
AUGGCUCGCCGUCCCGCUCGUUGCUACCGAUACUGCAAGAACAAGCCGUAUCCCAAGUCUCGGUUCAACCGUGGUGUCCCCGACCCCAAGAUCCGAAUCUUCGAUCUUGGCCGAAAGCGCGCCAACGUCGAUGACUUCCCUCUCUGCAUCCACCUCGUCUCCAACGAGUAUGAGCAGCUGAGCUCCGAGGCCCUCGAGGCCGCCCGUAUUUGCGCCAACAAGUACCUCGUCAAGAACACCGGUAAGGAGGGUUUCCACCUCCGAGUCCGUGCUCACCCCUUCCACGUCGUCCGUAUCAACAAGAUGUUGUCUUGCGCCGGUGCCGAUAGACUGCAGACCGGUAUGCGUGGUGCCUGGGGCAAGCCCAACGGCACUGUCGCCCGUGUCAACAUUGGCCAGAUUCUCAUGAGCGUCCGCACUCGUGAUGCCAACCGCGCCAUUGCCCUUGAGGCUCUCCGACGAUCCCAGUACAAGUUCCCUGGCCGACAAAAGAUCAUUGUCUCCAAGAACUGGGGCUUCACCCCUCUCCGACGUGAGGAGUACCUCGAGAAGAAGGCUGCCGGCCGCGUCAAGGUCGACGGUGCUUACGUCCAGUUCCUCUCCAACCACGGCAACCUCGCCAACAACAUGCGCCGCUUCCCCGACGCUUUCAAGUCUGAGGCUUAA